Molecule: messenger RNA, 1011 nt
Organism: Durusdinium trenchii
Lineage: Eukaryota; Dinophyceae; Suessiales; Symbiodiniaceae
Source: the annotation of a GenBank genome assembly
CUGUCCAGCUCACCCAGAACUUCCGGGAAUCCGGUCUUUCACAAGCUCCGCACCGGCCAGAGCUACCACUGCCCGGCGGCUGGCCGUCCUUCAUCUUCCCCCGGCACCGGCGGCUUCGCGGUGUCGCCGGGGAUGUCGAGCUUGGAAAGUCCAGGUGUCGAGAGCUCCGGUUAUUCGCCCAGCGAGACUUCCUGGCAUGUGAAAUCCCACCAGGACUAUGAAGCUCCUCGUCGCUCAGUCUACGGGAACCAGUAUGCUGAGCCAGAGGGGCGUGACCGAAUGUACAAGUCCAGUUUGCCCUUUGAUUCUGGCCCAAAGGUGGGCCCACUGGAUCGAUCCCCGAUGGGAGCGCCAGUCUUGGCGCCUUCCUCGAAGAGCUCCGUCUUGGCGGAGCUGGGCACGGGCAAUGCGACGAACCCGGAGGACAACCACCGCCGUGGACGGUCCGACAUGAAAUCGCAUUUGCGGAGCGACUGGUGCCCGAAGACCACUCAAGUGUUGGAGGAGAAGAUGGAGGCCUCCUGGGUGAAGCGCCCCACCGUGAAGGCGGCACCGAAGGCUGGUUGGAGCAAAGUCUCACCGCCCAAGCAGGCGCGGCCGAACGCCACGCGCUGGCGAACGUGCGGGUUCCGCGGCGGGGAACCCGUGGAGGGUGAGAGAGUUUGGAAGGAUAGGUCUUAUGGCCCAAGGGUGAAGGGAGAAUGAUUGUGUGGACGUUUUCGGUCAAGCAAUGAGAAGUAGACAGGCUCAGGGCUUGCGUCUUGGAGCGAAAACUGUGGAGUGAGAAGCACCUGGCGCCUGGUUUGAUGUUUGUGCCGUGGGCUCUACGGUACGACCCUGGGCGGCUGGGGAAGUGCCGGGCACGACCCUUGGGCAAGCCGACCCAGAAGUGUGCGCUAAGUAUGGAAUUGUGUGUUGAUUUUGAUCCCAAAGAAGUGCAAUAGUCUCUCUACUUAGCACACUGCAUCAUACUCUUUGCAAAGUAAAGUCAACUCAGAAUGAAUGUGCAGC